ACACGCCAAAGGGCCGCAUCUACUUUACUAGGUGUGACUAUGAGACAGGAAUCAUACCAAUCUCCAUUGUACAGUUGGGAAAACUCGUGAACCGCGGGAAAGGAACCGGAUAUAUUCUUCAAAUUUUUACUGGCCGCUUUAUUUGGAAAGUUGUAAGCCAUGGCAUUGGCACAGGAUGCUUCUGCAACAAAACAGGCUCCGCUGGCUACUUUCAAGCUUGUGUUAGUAGGUGAUGGAGGUACCGGAAAAACAACAUUCGUAAAGCGGCACUUAUCAGGAGAGUUUGAGAAAAAAUAUGUAGCCACCCUUGGUGUUGAGGUGCACCCGCUCGUGUUCUACACGAAUCAUGGUCCCAUCCAGUUCAACGUCUGGGACACGGCGGGCCAAGAGAAAUUUGGUGGUUUACGUGAUGGUUACUACAUUCAAGGCCAGUGUGCCAUCAUCAUGUUUGACGUCACGUCCAGAGUCACAUACAAGAACGUGCCCAACUGGUACCGGGACCUGGCCAGGGUUUGUGAGAAUGUGCCCAUUGUGCUGUGUGGGAACAAGGUGGACAUCAAGGACAGGAAAGUGAAAGCCAAGAACAUCACCUUCCACCGGAAAAAGAACCUGCAGUAUUAUGACAUCAGCGCCAAGAGUAACUACAACUUUGAGAAGCCCUUCCUGUGGCUGGCCCGCAAGCUAUUGGGAGACCCUAACCUGAUGUUUGUGGAGAUGCCUGCCUUGCAGCCACCCGAGGUCAAGAUUGACCCAGCUACCCUCCUCAAAUACAGCCAAGACCUUGAGGAAGCUCAAAGAACAGCUCUUCCAGAUGACGAGGAGGAGUUGUAAACAAGUAGGCACUUCUUAAUAGAAUAAUGUUGUAAGCAGGUCUUUGUAAUAUUAUUUUGAUCCGGUUAAGGACAAAACGAAAGAUAAAUAAAAACUGUUACAUAUAUUAGUGGGACAACCUUUCCCUGUUCAUGUCGUUUGGUCCGGCGUUUUCAGUUCUCUUGAAAUGUUCUGGAGUUUGGCUAUAAGCGAAAUGGACCACCCUCCACACAGAGAGCGACAGUGAUUCUUUGUUGUCGUAGUCCAGCUCUCUAAUGGAAAUGCCGCUCAAACCUUAACUUUGUAAAUUCUGUUGUGGCCUGGCUGUUUGAGAGUCAUUUUGAAGCCUGAAUACUCACUUUUGAUGCACAGGAGGUGUCUACUAUUUAUGUUGUGUUAUUACGGGUCAUGGUUAUCAUAUGAACAUAGACUGACCCAAGAUCAUGCGGUGUGGCAUGUCAAAACCAGGAGGAAUUGGGCACAGCUGCAGUUUCAAUGGUGCCUGCUGCUGGACAGAGCUUUGCAUACCGGGCAUACCACAGCCCAGCCGUCACGGUCAAAAGAAUCCCGGCGUGAAGGGGUUAAAUUCAAAUUUGGAAAGUUUAUUUCUCAUUUUUGGCAUUUCGAUCAGUCUUAUUCCAACAUUUAAAUAUUUUACUCCUGGACCAUCCAAUUUUGAAAAGAGAGCUCAACGCAAUCUGGACUCCUGGACCAUCCAAUUUUGAAAAGAGAGCUCAACGCAAUCUGGACUCCUGGACCAUUCAAUUUUGAAAAGAGAGCUCAACGCAAUUUCUCAAACUUGACUCCUUGCCCAGGUAUACCUGAUUUUGGCGUACCAUGUCACGUGCAUGAAGACUGUUAAAAUGAAACCAAAUGAAGAAAAACCUCAGUAACUUAACCUCGCAAUUCAAGGGGAGUAGUGGUUUCCAAGAAUUAUACAGGGGCAAAUAGGUGAUGUUGAACACUGCCUGCGAAUGAUUGAUGUGAUUGAUUGACCUGGUCGUCAGUCAAUUGAUCGUGGACAGGGGCCUGUCUCCACUUGCUGUGGCUGCUUACAUGUAUACUGGUAGAUCCUUGAUAAUCGUUGCAUGAAAUGGCAGAGAAAUCAGGGAUAAAAACGUGUUUAUUUCAGUGGCUCAUCAAGAAUUUUGUCUUACCACACGUUUAUGUGUGUAAGGAAUUCUGUGUUCAAAGGAGGAACCAAAUUUCCAGGCUGACAGUGUUGGCACUGAACGGCACAGAAUGUCAUUGUUAGCUAGAAGCAGGCUGCAAGCACAGAUAGACCUGAGAUGGUGUUGUACAUAGCAUGAAGAUUUCAUUUUUCAGGAAUUGUGUAAUAAAGAAACUGUGGCCAUAUUUGUUCGGUAAAAAAAUGGUAUUCCCGCCUUACCAGUAAUUCAUGCUUUGAAAGUUGACCCUUUUGAAUAGUGAUACAAAGCCACACAUUUAAGCGUCCAAACUAGAUUAAGAUAGAAAAAAUUUGUAUAACAUGCUGUUAGACGUUUGGGAUUUUUCUCAAGUUCACAAAAAGGAAAUUCGGGGUUAUGUUCGUAAUAAGUCAUGUAAAUAGCCCCAAAAACCCCUAAAAGAAAUUUUUGUUUCAUUUUGUUAGUUUUGUCAAUGAAAUAACAUGCAUUUGUAUACCCUGCGUCAUUUUUUUGUACUCAAAACAAGGGUGUUGUGAUGGUUGAAUACUUGCAUUGAAUUGUGUUUUUUGGGGGAGGGGUCAAAGGUGCACACAACUUUGUAGUACAUCCUGUGUGGCCCAUUUUUUAAAAAUGCACUUAAGCCCACUUAAAAACUACAUGUACUUGCUGCGUAGACUUAUUUCUAUGUGUACAAAGCUCAAAUGCAGUGUUGGCAGCCAUGCAAACAAAGACAAAUAUCUCUAAAAUUUUAAACCCCUGUAAUUGACUCAUAUAGAAGCAGUGACUAGUGCUAGGCAGUUGUACGUAUUUAAGAUUUUUCCGAAGGUGACUUCUCUUUGGCCGUAUAAAUACUUUCAUAAAUACUUUAGUGAUUACUUGUAAUAUUGUGUAAUUUUCGAUACACAGAAUAAGUGGGAAAAAUCGUAUUAAAAUCUGAUGAUGGUUUUGGGAAAAAGCUGUGGAGUUUGGUGUAUUGUCCUCAAAUUGCUGAGAAAUUAUGCUGUAUUAAGGUCUACAACAGCAAAAUUAAAUAUGGCAUAUUUCACUCAGUCGGUUUUGCUGAAUGGAUCCGCAAUAAUACAUUUGGAGAUGCAGUCAAAUCUCAUCAAGAAAAGCACUGUUAAUACAAGAUUCCUGUUAUAAAAAGAAAAUAAUUAGGUCUCAAUCCUUUGUUUUGUAUUGUUUAUUCCUGAUAAUACAAGGUUCCUGUUAUAACAAGGUAAUUUCUUUAGUCCAAAGGACCUCGUUAAUGAGGUUCGACUGUAUUACCGAUAAGUAAUGUGGAUAAAAGGCCUAUCGUCUGGUUAAUUGCCUGGUUAAUCUCGUCCUCAAAACCCAUCUUAAGAAAAAGUGAGUUGAUACCAUUUCAGGUACUGACUUUGAAAUUAAUAUACCAGUGCGUUUCCUUUGACUGUCAGUGUGGUUUGUCUGUAACUUACUUUUCAAAGAAACUUGUGGGCUUACACAAAGUAACAUAAAGGAUAAGGCCUACCCGUGUUUCUUCAAGACAGUCUUGAUGUCUUUUGUGUAAAGUCAGUGCAGUCACGAAAGACUGUUUUUUACUUCUCAUUGUAUCCAAAUACCAUACAUCUAUGGUAUCGACUUCAUCCUAGCAUGGGCUCUGCUCCAGACGUCCCUGACAGUACCAACAUGCUUUAAAAUUGAAAUCAAACACAAUUAGACCUAAUCCUUUUCUUGAGUCGGCCACAUGUAGGUGUAGUUUGGGCUCCACACCUGACCCUGGAUGGCAUGUGUAGACAAUCAGUCAUGUGUUUGGAUAUUCGAAAAUGGAAAAGGAGAUGGCAAAUAAAAUAAAGAAUUAAAUAAAUGACAGUGCA
Acanthaster planci (crown-of-thorns starfish) is the source of this 3796-nucleotide messenger RNA. RefSeq names its product RAN, member RAS oncogene family (gene ran). Gene Ontology annotation, cellular component: cytoplasm; nucleus. Gene Ontology annotation, biological process: protein import into nucleus; ribosomal subunit export from nucleus. NCBI's taxonomy places the organism in Eukaryota, Metazoa, Echinodermata, Asteroidea, Valvatida, Acanthasteridae. The record is from RefSeq and is a predicted model, not a curated record. Gene Ontology annotation, molecular function: GTPase activity; GTP binding.